Messenger RNA from Solanum tuberosum (potato), 2900 nucleotides. Its product is annotated as protein yippee-like. The coding region runs from base 2263 to 2703 and encodes 146 amino acids. The transcript is spliced from 4 exons. The record is from RefSeq and is a predicted model, not a curated record. NCBI's taxonomy places the organism in Eukaryota, Viridiplantae, Streptophyta, Magnoliopsida, Solanales, Solanaceae.
UGUUUCUUGCCUGCAGGUUCAUUAACUCUUUUAUUUCCUGUCUUCUGAGAUAUCCUUCAGUCUAGUUUUAGAAGGAAGUAUUCUGUCUAAAUACCUUUACAGGUGGUUCAUAAAAUUAUUGUUUCAAUUUGCUCGCAAGUGGCAAAACAUCUGUAGUCAAGCUACUAAUACAUACACAAGGGUCCUGAUUUUUCUCUUAUGGCAUGGUGUCAGCUUCGUGGAGAAAUGAUCAUCCAUCUUUCUGGUUUCUCCAUCAUCUGUUUGGUUUCUGAAAUUGUGUACUUCGUGCCUCCUUUUCUUUUAUUGUGUGUUUUUACCAAAUCCUUUAUCGUACUAACGUUUCUGUACCUUAUCUCAGCUUAGUGUGGCUAUUAAUUGUCUUAAUCCUAGUAUGUUAUCCCUGUUGUCCAAAUUUACAUGGCACUUCUUUUGUUAUGUCCAAAUUGUUUGACACCAUCUAAUAAUAUUAUUCUACAGUCUACACGACUUUGCAAUUGUUGUUGAUAAGGUUACAAUUUUCAUCAUUCAAAUUCAUUUACCUACUCUAGUAUUAAAGUUUGAGUGAUGUUUUCUCUACCAAGCUGAUAUCUUUCUCUACUAUUAAUGUACUGUGAAGUCCAAUUGAUAACUUAAAUUUUAUACCCACUCAAGUACUGUACAUCCAUAUUAGAUGGAUUGGAGGCAUUAUUUACUUUUGAAUUCCAAAAACUUGUAAUAUGCAUGCUAUUUGUAUACCUUUCUUAAACUCUGAAUUGAUAGAUGAAAAUGAAUGGUAUUCAGCUGGAUUUCUUUUAUGUAGAACAAGCAUUAUGGAAGAUGCAAACUAUGCAAGAGGAAGCUGGGUGGCCUAUAUGAAGUCUGUUUUGUAGUAUCAAAUUUGGACUGAUGUCUUGUUUAAUGUUUUUCUCUGGAGUUAGGAACUAAAGCUUUCAAUGAUUGAAAUUCUGGCUCUGAGUUUAGUUAGUCUGUUGGGAUAUGUCGGGCUUGAUAAUAUCUGAAAUGGACGUGAUCUUAAUGAGGUCUGCUGAAGAUUGCUAUCUCCUACACUAGGUUGUCUUACAUAAGUUUGCUGCAGAUUGUUGCUUCUUAUAAAUAACUAAUUUUUCUGUCAGACUAUAAAUUGACAGUUAAUAUUUUGCUGUGUUUUUUGUCUAGAAUCAUGAGUGUUUGCACAUUAAUAUGCCAUAGUUUGUACUAUAGGGGUUGUGAUCUGGACUUUCAGUUUGUUAUUAAUUGUUAGAGAAAAUGUUUUAUAGUACCGCUAUAUGAUUCUUUCCUUUGUUUUGUAUCCUUAAAAAAAAUGGUUUGAAUUGGAUGUUGGGUGCUUGUUGUAGUAUGUCCAACAUAUCUAAGGUCAUGGCGCAACUUCAGAUUACCUGGUACAUGAUCUUAGAUAGGAGAGUGUGGAGGUCGCAUAUUAGGGUAGCAGGUUAGUAAGCAAUAAGCAGUGGAGUGUUGUCUUGCUUUUCGAGGGUUUAGGCUUGUUGGUGUUUGUCGCAGUACUAGCCGUCUUCUUGUAGUUUUUGCUUUUGAUAUCUAUCUCCAUCGGGUUUUUUUUGUUUUUUGGUUAUCGUACUAGUCUGUUGUUAUUAUUGUUCCUUUCUUGUAGGCUCUGCAUUGCUUUCCUUAUUAGUUGUUAAGUUUUCUUCUUUUUUUUAACUUGGAUUUUUACUGCACUUGAAUUGGGGGUCUUUCAGAAACAACCACUCUACCUCCACGAGGUAGUGGUAAGAUGUGCAUUUAUUCUAGGCUCCCCAUAUUGCACUUGUGGGAUUUCACUGGGUAUGUUGUUGUAUUCUUGCUAUUAGAAACUUCAUCAGAUGUACCAUAGUAGGUAGACCAAUGCAAAUCUCUGACUGAUGUGUACAAGAUGUAACGACUAAAUAAAGGAUCAAUCUGAAAAUGUUUUUAAAAGUUAAAUCUAUAAUACACUGUACAUGAUGAAUGAAAUAUGACCUUACUUUCAGUAUAUCUGUCCAAUGAGACUGAAUAUCCUUCAUUAGACAUACCAACCUCUUUCUCUUUUUCUUUUUCUCUGUUUAUAAGUAGAGCAAACUGCUAUUUCAUAUAAAAGCAUCACCACUCAGCCUCAGUGUAGUUGACUAGAUUUGCUGUGAGCCAAGGUUGGUUAAUUGCUUCUUGUUGUUUCAGAUUAGGCUAUCUAGUGAAUUAUUCCUAAAUGGUACCAUUCCUGUAUUCUUAUGUAUGAUCUAUAAUUGUUGUGAGUAGUACUAUUGCUGGAUUCUGGUAUAUGUUGUCUUCAUGCUACUAUUUGGAAACUGGCUAGAUUGUACUAUGAUUCUUUUUGAAAUUGGUAACUUAGAUUGUACUCUGAUUCUUUCUGGUGUGGAUUAUCUGUAUACUACCUCAGGCAUGUAUCCUAAUUCUGCCCUUCACCCUUUUCUCCAGUCAUUUCAAUGCAGGCAUGGGAAGGCUUACCUCUUUGAUAAAGUUGUGAAUGUUACUCUUGGAGAGAAAGAAGAGCGGAUGAUGCUGACUGGAAUCCACACUGUUGUUGACAUAUUCUGUGUGGGAUGUGGCUCUAUUGUGGGGUGGAAAUAUGAAGCUGCGCAAGAGAAAGACCAAAAGUACAAGGAAGGGAGGUUCAUCCUUGAGAGGUUUAAGAUCUUGGGUCCAGAUGGAAGCAACUAUUCAAUACUUCAAGAUGCUCAGCUCGGAGGAAGUGAUACCGAUGAACCUUGACUAACCUUCUGCUUCACCAUUCAUUAUCAUUUAGAAUCAAAGAUUUAUUACAAUUGUACAUCCUCUCAACUUUCUUUGUCGACACAAGCAAUCUAUAAUUGCUUUUAGUACAGAUGCAAGUAGCUUAUAUAGACAAGUUUUGCAUUUCGAAUGAUCAAUUACUAUACUUUUAGUCUCUCUGGUUUUUCCAUCUCAAA